CUUAAAAAAAAAAAAAAACAAAAUGACUACGAGUACAGUAUAUGCUGGUGUCCAUGUUAAAAAUAAACUAAGUGAUUUUUAUCCCGUUCACAAUAUUGAUAUGGAAAGGGAUGUGGCAUACUUGAAGAAGAUCAUUGCUGAACAGCUGGAGCUGCAGUUCGAUGCCAACGAACUUGAUAUAUGCUACUUGGGCAAGGUGCUCAGCGACAAUUCCAAACUAUCAAGCACAAUGAAACCAAACGCAAUUGUUCAUUGUUUUCGCAAAAUGAAGUGUUAUACACCAUACGAGCCGCCUGCUGCGAGUGAGAUCAAUACUAAGCACAUACAGGAGCUAUUUUCACUGACUUCGCACUUGCAAAUCAGUGUCACAUCUCGUUUUAACAUACUACAAAAGAUUCUGGCUGAGUAUCCUGAGUUUCGCCGCAAUUUGGGUGCUCAGGCACUGAUUCGCGACUCGGUGCUAUUCAAUAUGCUGCAUGAGCCGGAGGUGGUGCAGAAUCUGGUGCGGGAUUAUCCUUUAAUUUGUGACGCAGCUUCAUUUAUAGUCGAUACCAUACGCAAGGAAUUGGCGCGUAAUAGUUCUGCCACGCAGUUUCAAGAGCAAGCUGCCUCAGAGUCCACAACAUCAUCGGAAGAAGAGAAUUCUUUGGGUGCAGGCAGCAGCAGCAGUGGCGGUAGCAGCAGUACAGCAGCUGCCAAUUUGGCAGCCAAUCGGAGGGACGAAUUGGCUAACAUACGACAGAUCAGUCGCCAACAGCUGGCUAAUGCUUUGGCCCGCGUCGACAUGAGCUCCUUUAACUCGCUAUCAAAUAUAGCUCAACGCAAUGUAGAUGAGGCUCUAAACGAUGAGCGACCUCGUACCAGCACAUCGGCUGCUGCCAGCGGCACGGUCGCAGCUGCUGCUGGCACUACAGCUGGUAGUGCUGCUGCCAUCUCAUCAGAACUGUUGCGCAAUGAGCUGGCACGGGCUUUUCAAUCGCUGCAGCACCAGCAACCGACGCCAGCUGUGGAAAACAUGGACGUUGAGUCAGUAGCAACAGAUGCUAGUGAAUCGGCCGCUGUUGUUGACGAACCAGAGGAUGAUGAGGAUGAUGCUGUAGCUGGCGAUGACAGCGAUGUGCUGCCUCGCUGCUAUCGCCGGCAUCGCUUUACCGAUCAGUUGCGUACCAUGGCAGCCAUGGGUUUUAUAAAUCACACCCAAAAUGUUAAUUACUUGACACUGGCCGACGGCAAUGUCGAGCACGCCAUAAAUUUGCUAAUGUUGGGUAUGAACUGAACUGUGGCGCUAACCAGCUGUAUUUAUUCUGCUGU
Drosophila hydei is the source of this 1311-nucleotide messenger RNA. RefSeq lists its product as uncharacterized. Gene Ontology annotation, cellular component: cytosol. Gene Ontology annotation, biological process: ubiquitin-dependent protein catabolic process. The record is from RefSeq and is a predicted model, not a curated record. NCBI's taxonomy places the organism in Eukaryota, Metazoa, Arthropoda, Insecta, Diptera, Drosophilidae. The transcript has 3 exons. Bases 23 to 1276 code for a protein of 417 amino acids. Gene Ontology annotation, molecular function: polyubiquitin modification-dependent protein binding.